Molecule: messenger RNA, 4896 nt
Organism: Anopheles stephensi (Asian malaria mosquito)
Lineage: Eukaryota; Metazoa; Arthropoda; Insecta; Diptera; Culicidae
Exons: 4
Coding region: 1200-3149 (649 amino acids)
Source: RefSeq, a predicted model, not a curated record
CACACAAUCAAAACAAACGCGCGCAUAUCCCAACACCAAAUGCAUUGGCAUUUUCCUACCCAACGUCUCACCGUGCGGAAGGGUUCGUGUUGGGCGAGAAAAGUUGGGGUAGGCUUUUCAGUUUUACAUCCACCCCGAAUACGCCCACAGCAAGCGAUCGCAUCACAUUUUCCGCGAUACGAUUCGCGCGACAGUUGCGCUUGUCGACUGUGCGUUGUGUUUCUUUUAUUCUUCAUUUUAGUUCAGUGUGCAUCAUCCUACAUCCCCCACCCCCACCAUUAUCAGCCAGUGUGCGCUUGUAUGUAAACGAGUGGGGAAAAGAAAAACUCUAGUGGGGGUGCAAUCGAAUCAAUAUUACUUGUAUCAGCAACGGAAGGAACUGGACACGGGUUUUUAUGUUUCUUUCUUCAGUGCAAUAAUCGAUCAAGCGCACAUCGCCAUUAAGAGCAUAAGGCAGUUCUAAGUUUCUUUGUUUGACGUUGUGACCUCGCGAAGCUGUACGGAUUGUUUACCGAGCAGAAAGGGUGUUGUUAUCUCGUCCUCGAAAACUACGUCUUGAGCAGAACAUUUUACCUGAGUGCACAGCUGUGAAAGUGGUUUGGCAGUAACUGUAAUCUUCCCGCAACACGCACACGGAUCGUGGAACUGCUGCACCGCCAUAUGGUUGGGAAAAUUCCUUACUGGAACCGAGCGAACAAACCAGCAGUAAAUGUCGCACCAUUUCGUGGCAAAUUAUUCAUUUCGACCGGCAGAUAAUCAAUCUCUCUAAUGGAAAGACUGUGCGCCCCUGCGUACCGUGCCUGCAACCAGUAAGAAAUCCAGCGAGCCAGCUCAUUAGCAUUGUGGGGAUAAUCAAUUGGCUUCUCCGGCUGGCGAGUGGCGCGAUAGUUUGUCACUGUGCCUUGUGGCAGUAGUACUUCAAUCGACGGUUCCACCACUUCCAGACUACUUUUCACACCGAUUCGGGCAAUACGGAAGGUCAAUUUCGUUCCGUACACGGCUCAAACAAGCACCCGUGAGCUGGGAUAAAUUCUCCAUUUCUCCCCGUUCGAUGAGUCGGUUUACUUCACCAGCAAGAACCAUCGUUGCGAAAAUCGCAUUCAAGUGCACCACCACCACCUACGGGCGUGCUAGAUAAGGAAAGCUGCCGUGUGCUAUUGCAGUGCUCAAACAAGCACUGGGCAAACCUGCAACCAACCAUGGAGGUAUCGGCAGAAGAGUGGAUGGAGCGGGCGAAGGAAAACAUGAAGAAAUUCCUCAACCGUGGUGGCGCUUGCCGUGGCGAUGAGCCACAAACCCUGGUCGGGGCCGCACUGGAGAACACGCUCGGUUACGCGCUGAACCUCACGAUGAAGGAUCCGAACGAAUGGACCGACGAUGAGCUGCAGCAGGAGUACAUGGAGCAGCUCUGCUUUUACGAUCUCGAAUCGCGCAAGACAAUCGACAAGCUGACGCAGCAAAUGUACGCCCAGGGCGUCGUGCCGGACGAACCGUGCCAUCUGACGAUACUGCCGAUCGAACUGUACGCCGAGGGCAAGCUGUACGAGGUGGCCCUGUUCCGGUACCAGUUUGGGGACCGGCAGGCUACCGAACCGAAGUACAUAGACUCGUACGGGCGCGUGUAUGGUAGCUUCCGGGACUUUCUGCGCAACAACAAGUACCCGUCGGCGGAGAUGAUGUACCCGCGCGAGGGGAAGCUUGAGGCGAGCGAGGAAAAAACGGUGCUUUGUGAGGUUGGCAAAACACCCGCCUGGAAAGCGUACUACUUUAAAGCGCUGGACAUUGCCACGGGAAUAAUUGGAAUCGCUGGCGCAACGGGAGCAAUCUUCCUGUCCGGCGGUAUUGCUACACCCUUCGUAGCGGCUAGCAUCGGGUCGGCGCUGUACGCAACCGGCCGCUCGAUCGAUGUGCUGCGCGACAAAAGUGCACACCAGGAAUCGUUAAACCCGUUCCGUGAUUCAGAAUCCCGUACCGCCUGGCUGAGUCUCACGGCGCACGUGCUCACGUUCGGCACGAUGCCGCACAUAUCGGCGCUGUCCGGUGUUGCCUCCACCAGCCACAGCAUCGCCACCGGCUUCAAGGUGUGUAACUUCAUCAACGAGACGGGCAACAUCAUUAGCGAUCUGGUGAUCUGCGACACACUGUCGGCGAUGCAUUCCAAUUACUAUAAUGCGUCCAUCGAAACGCGCCUGGCGCAUGCCGCAUCGAUCUGCUUCUGGACAAAGACUACCAUCAGCAUCCGGCAGGCGGAGCUAAUGAUGAAGAACAAUGCGAUCGUGGCGCUGAAGCUGUUCGGGUUUGAGGACCACUGCUGCGAGUACUUUAACAACGAUUCACACGCGAUCGAUAUCGGGCUGCGCAUUGCGAAGCAUUCGCUCGAAACCAACGUGCAGAUCGUGUCCGAUCCGAGCGAUCCCGGCGCGAUAACGAUCGACAGUACGCGCUUUCCCAUCAAGCAGCUGUUACGGCUUGAACCGAACGAGGUGGAACUGUUGUUUGAAGCGCUGCGGGGCGUAUCAUCUGCACCGGACGAUCGUGCAUUGUUCGACGAACUGCGUGCAUCGGUUUGUUUGACGAAAGGUGCCCCGGAAGAGGAUAGACUGUGCCUCCUGGUACGGCUUCUGGCAGCAGAAGCCGAGCGCGAAUGUUUGCCGGUGAGCGAUGUAAUGGAAAUGCUACUCCAAACGUACGCCACAAUCCGUCGAUACGAAGUGAGGGCCAGUGUGAAGGCUACCACCUUCCAGCUUUCGCCUGAGCAGGGUGGAUGUUGCGUUGGACGCGGUUUGUGGAUGCGUUUAAAACGGGCGUACAUUUUGUUCGCUUCCAAGCAAGCGGCACCGGCACUCCCGGUGGAGCUAACAACCGGUGGCGAUACCGGGGAGCCAAACGUGGCCGACGCAGAUAAGGAAUCGGAUCGCCUGAUCCGGGCUGUGAUGGAGCUGUCGGAGGCACAGUGCACCCGGCUGUCGCACAUCAUACGCCGGGAUGCAAAUUAUUUCGCUAUUUUCAAGCAAAAAUCUGUUGAAUCCAUCGAGCCGGACGGUACCGCCGGGGAGGGCGAAAAGGCCAGCCACACGGAGCAACUUCUCUACGAAACGCUCAAGGAAAAUAUACUGAAAGCCUUAGAGCGGGAAGAACGGGAGAGCUAAACCGUUUCGGAAGGAACUAGUGCAGCGCAGCGCGCACAAGCUUUUCCCGCUGUUUUCUCCUGACUGAGUCCCAAAGAUGCUUGGUAAACCGCGUGAAGAGCAAUGCACAAAACAAAACACAAAUCAAACAAUACGAGCAUCGCGAAACCUUUCUACCUGACAAACAUAAAACACACACACACACCUUUGAUGCGAACCAACGAUAAAAGGAAAAAUGCAAACUUUUUAACUAGCGACAAACUAUUUCGAAACAGUUUAUUUUUAAGUGCUCUAUUUACUACGAACUGUUUGUACGUUGGUUUUACUUUGGAAGAAAAUGGGCCCGCAAACAAAAAGCCCACUAAACACACACUCAUACAAAUAGAAAGAUGUGUAAAGUUGACCGAAACUAGCAUAUAAAGUGAUAUAGAUUGGAAGAAUUUAAAACGGCGUAGCAAAAAAAAAAAAACAGAAAAACAAACAAACAUAUGGCAAGACAACAUACUUAUACAGGUGCAUUUGCGAGUGAGUGAGUAUAGACAUCCACUACAACUACUAUUACCAUUACUGCUCUAGAGAGUAGAGAAGCGAACGCGUGCUAGGGCAACGCUUUGUAGAGUUUUGUAACGCAUGUAACACCAUGUAACACCAUGUAACGGCAGUAGCGCGUAAGAAAGAUAUAUAUGUGUAUAGAACAUUUUAAAGCAAAAGGAAACAAACAAAAAACCGCAAACACACACACACACAAAGAAUCUAUAACACGUUGUAAUGAGUAUGAGAGCAUAUAAGAGUUACUUGAAACAAACAAAAAGGGGGAAAAACAAACCGUGACAAAAAAAAAAACAAAACACCAAACAUUUGUAAUGUUGUGUCCAAAAGAUGGCAAAGGAUGGAGGGAAGAUUCGUUAAAGCUUAAUUGCACAGUGAAAUACCAUUAGUGUGCAGACCCUGCGGAACCAGCAAGGUUCAUUCCUGCAUUCGAAAUGGCGGUUGGUCCCGAGGCGACAAAGUAUCCAAGUACGUCAUACCAUCAGGUCUAGUAAGCCAGAUAUGGCAGGCAUGAGAGAGAGAGGGAGAGUACCGGCAGUAGCUGCCCACCACAUACUUCCCUGCAUAUUACAACGGUGUACCCUAGCGAUGCGGAGCCACGGUUCCGAUGCCGGCUCCGACUCCGACAGUGGAGUGGCGGCUCCCGGAGCCGAUACUCCCAUCUACUAGUGUACAUAACAGCAGAUAAAUGGUCAAUUAAAGUGCUGAUGCGGCGUACUGUUGUGCAAGUAUAAGCUGCACCUAGGAUAACGGUUUUUUGUAUGAAAAUUUUUGUAACUCCUCUUUUACGUAACACCACCUUGAGUUAAGCUCAACACGGAUUUUCCAGAACCACGCCUCGAGAUCAAGAAUGCGAUGGGGUAAAGGGUGAAAGCAUCUGCGUAGUCCUUGGUAGACAGGGAGAUUGAGCCCAGCCCGUUCUUUAAGCACAUCACCAUGGUAACCAGCAGCGCACUAUCUCCAUCAGAUUCAAUCUCUGGCAAUUAAACACUCCCGACAUAUUUCAAUGAUCUUCUUCAUCGUGUAAUCAGUUUUUAAUGUGUAAUGUGUUACGCGGUGGCCGAGAGGUUUGUUGUUUUGCUACGUGACGUGCUUUUGGUGCUUUGAUACGGUCACGCACGAACUUAAGCUUUAAAGUAUGGGGGGUGGAAAACCGAAACUGUUCGAGAGUAGAUCAAAAGCAAAGGCAAAAUAAAACCAGUAAAGGUACCUUGGUGAA